Messenger RNA from Archocentrus centrarchus (flier cichlid), 879 nucleotides. RefSeq lists its product as uncharacterized. The coding region runs from base 1 to 879 and encodes 292 amino acids. Gene Ontology annotation, biological process: response to bacterium. Lineage: Eukaryota; Metazoa; Chordata; Actinopteri; Cichliformes; Cichlidae. The transcript is spliced from 5 exons. The record is from RefSeq and is a predicted model, not a curated record.
AUGAUGGUGCUGUGGAUUACUUUGCUUUCUCUUCAUCAAGGAUAUUCUGUGGUUCAAGUGAAAACCGUUCAGCUUGGUGAACCAGCAACCUUAACAUGUGCUUUACCCAAUAAAGAGCUCAGCAGUCUAGAAGUCCACUGGUACAAGCAGAGUAUCGGGGAUGAUCUUAAACUGAUUUUGACAAUGUAUGGAACUAGAGCACCUCAGUAUCGUCAAGAAAUAUUUAGAUCAAGAGUUAAGGCAUUUAAUGCUAAAAAUUUUAGCAACCUGACCAUUUUAAAGACAGUCCAAGAGGAUGAAGGAAUCUAUCACUGUGGAAUCAUAGAAUGGCUUAAUCCUGAAUGGAGUGCGACAUAUUUGCUCGUCAACGGAAACACUCAGAAGACAUCAAACUAUAGUGUUGUCCAGUGGCCAACAGUAUCAGAUCGAGUUCGUCCCGGAGACACAACAGCUCUCCAAUGCUUGGUCCUCUCUGACUCUGGAAACCAGACCAGUACAGGAGACCAUGAUGUCUUCUGGUUCAGAGUCGGAGCAGAUAAAUCUCACCCAAGCAUCAUCUACACUGACAGAAAUAAACAUGGAUGUGAAAAAAGAUCUGACCUUCAGAAUAGAUGUGUUUAUCGUUUCUCUAAGAGCAUGAACUCCUCUGAUGCUGGGACUUACUACUGUGCUGUGGCCACAUGUGGGGAGAUAUUAUUUGGAAACGGAACUGAACUGAAACUUGAGAGAAAAACAGAGUCAACAUUUAUUCAGCUGGCCAUAUUACUACUCUGUUUGGCUAUUUCUGUCAUUGGAAAUGUCUUCCUCAUCUGCAACCGAAGAGUAUGUGUACAAAAUAAAGUUUUGUUGAUAGUUUUCAUGAAGGGUCACAAUCAAUAA